Messenger RNA from Aspergillus thermomutatus, 1401 nucleotides. Its product is annotated as amine oxidase, flavin-containing superfamily. The record is from RefSeq and is a predicted model, not a curated record. Gene Ontology annotation, molecular function: oxidoreductase activity. The coding region runs from base 1 to 1401 and encodes 466 amino acids. The transcript has a single exon. Lineage: Eukaryota; Fungi; Ascomycota; Eurotiomycetes; Eurotiales; Aspergillaceae.
AUGUAUUUCUCAAUCAGAACUACACAGUCUCUCCUAGCCAACCUUUGGCUGGGGUGUGCUAUUGCGCUGCCCGGCUCCAGCCCCGGUCUUGAUGGAUCACAAAUUGAAGACGCCAGUACGAUCGUACGCGAUGUUGCUGUGAUCGGAGGCGGAGCUUCCGGCACCUACGCUGCCAUCCAGCUCCGUCAGAUGGGCCACAGCGUCGUGGUAGUCGAAAAGGAACCUCUCCUAGGCGGCGCCACAAAUACCUACUAUGAUCCAGUCAGCGGCAAGUAUAUUGACUACGGCGUGCUGAUCUGGCAGGAUAUCCCCGAGGCAAGAGACUUCCUCGCCCACUUCAAUAUCUCCACGACCAUCGAGCAAUUCUCAAACUCCGAUAGUGCCCGCGUUGAUCUGCGCACGGGGGAAAACGUGCCACCGCCGCAGGGCAAUGUGACCGAGGCGAUGUUGCGGUAUGUGGACCAGCUGCUCAAGUAUCCCUAUCUCUCGGAUGGAUGGGAUCUCCCAGACUCCGUGCCGGAGGACCUACUGCUCCCAUUCGGGGAUUUUGUGGAGAAAUAUGAUCUUGCACCGGCGGUGGAGACCCUGACGCUGUAUGCUCAGGGUCUCAAAGACUGGCUGCCGUAUCCGACCGUGUACAUCAUGAAGUAUUUCAGUCUGGGGGUGGCGUUGGGCGCGCAGAAUGGGUUUCUGGGCACGGCGGACCACAACAAUGGGGCUUUGUAUGAGGCUGCGCGGGAGGAACUGGGCGAGGAUGCAUUGAUCGGCAGUACUGUGGCUGGGAUGGACCGUCCAGCAAACCGUACGCAUCGGAUCCUGGUUCGAACCCCAAAUGGCUACCGACUCAUCAGAGCGAAGAGGACCAUCAUCGCUGCUCCGCCGAAGCUGGAAAAUCUGCAGAAUUUCGACCUGGAUGAUACAGAGAGUGAUGUAUUUGGCCAGUUCGAAAGCAGCUUCUACUACACCACCGUGACCAAGCUCCCUGGCCUCCCAGCGGGACUUGGAUUCCUCAACCGUGGCGCAGACACGCUGUACAAUCUCCCUCCCCUGCCGGGAGUGUACACCAUCACACCGACCCUCGUCCCGGAGAUGUACACAGUUUUCUACGGCGGCGGGGAGAAAAAGACUGAGGACGAAGUGAAGGAGAGCAUCAAAGACAGCGUGCUGAAAUUAAGUGAAGCGGGCUUCAAUACCUCCGAGCCUGAGAUCCUGGCCUUCAGUAAUCACAGUCCAUUCGAGUUGUUCGUUUCGUCGGACAAGAUUGCCAGUGGCUUUUACAGGAAUUUGUAUGCGUUGCAGGGACAUCGGAACACGUACUAUGCCGGCGCUGCGUUCCAUGCGCAGGACUCUGCUGCCCUAUGGAGGUUUGUGGGGAAUCUGUUGAAGACUAUUUUUGAUUGA